AUGUUUUCUUCCUAUCACCGGAAGAAAUUGGAUGAAGAGGAAUUGACAAUUAUUUCAACAUUCAAAUACAUGCGAGUCUUGAAGUUGGUGCAUUCUUCUGUGAGCAGACUAUCCGGUUCAAUUGAAAAAUUGAGACAUUUAAGGCAUCUUAACUUGUUGACAUGCUAUGGACUAGAAAGUCUUCCAAAAUCUAUAUACAAUCUUGUUUGUUUACAAACAUUAAAAUUGUUAUUGGAUGAAAAAGUUAUACUUUCUGCAAAUGUUGUUUCGAAAUUGAAAAAUUUGAGACACCUUGUGAUUUAUGAUUGGACCUUCAAAGACAAGAAACCAACUAGAUUUGGAAAAUUGAGCAUACAACAACACGAGGUGGUUGAGUUUCAUGGUUGGUGUUUAUAUCAUAUGGCGAAGUAUGAUUAUGUUGCAUCAAAAAGAGUUGCUUGCUUCUAUUCCUCCAAACCGGAGCCUCAUCAGUUUUCUGUAUUAGUUCGAGGUAUUCAUGUUCCUACAUGUAAUGACGCUGUCGAGCAAAUUCUUCAUGGAGUUUCUGUUAUAAUGUGGCAGAAGAACCGAGUCAUGCAAGACUCCAACUCCUCUAACAACAACUGA
This is a messenger RNA of Vicia faba (fava bean), 606 nucleotides long. The record is from the annotation of a GenBank genome assembly. Lineage: Eukaryota; Viridiplantae; Streptophyta; Magnoliopsida; Fabales; Fabaceae.